UCAUUGAGAUCUCAGUAUUGGAGUUGUCAAUCCAGCGGAUAGCUGUCAGAGAGGAGAGGAGAGGAGAGGAGAGAGAGAGGGAGAUGAUUGCAGCAUAAGAAACCUUUGGGCAUAGGGAUCCAAGUCCCGGAGACGCUCCUGACAGUCCCACCGCUGCAGGAGAUUGCCCAUUCAGUAAACCCAAGAGGGAGACGGCCUUUCCUCUGCAUCAGUAUCUCCACCUCUCCUCCCUCUUGGUCUCGAGCGCCUGCUUGUUCUUGCGAGGAAGAAAGCGUACACGGCGAGACGACCGGUUUAGCUAAAGGCCUGCCAACAACACUCUCUAUUUCUUCUCUUUCGUGGAGAUCGCUGGGAGCGUGGUCGCUAGGUGUUGGGACGAGAAGCGCAAAGGGAGAAGAGAAGCAGGAUGCCGCAACAGAAUCAAGCAGAAGAAGCUGCCAUCGCGGCGAGCGGCAUUACUACCUUCAACAACGAGACAGAGCAGGGCGGCGGCAAGGAGGAGGACGAUGAGACGGCAUCGGUGUUCAGCAUGAAGAGCCUCCUCUGGCACGGCGGCUCCGCCUGGGACGCCUGGUUCAGCUGCGCCUCCAAUCAAGUGGCGCAGGUGCUGUUGACGCUGCCGUACUCCUUCUCGCAGCUGGGGAUGCUGUCCGGCGUGAUCCUUCAGCUGUUCUACGGCUUCCUCGGAAGUUGGACUGCCUACCUCAUCAGCGUACUGUACAUCGAGUACCGCACCCGAAAGGAGAAGGAAAACGUCAGCUUCAAGAACCACGUUAUCCAGUGGUACGAGGUGCUUGAUGGGUUGCUGGGGCCGUACUGGAAGGCCGCCGGCCUUGCCUUCAACUGUACCUUCCUUCUCUUCGGCUCCGUCAUUCAGCUCAUCGCCUGCGCCAGCAACAUAUACUACAUCAACGAUCGGCUGGACAAGAGGACAUGGACGUACAUAUUCGGCGCCUGCUGCGCCACCACGGUGUUCAUACCCUCGUUCCACAACUACAGGAUAUGGUCCUUCCUCGGCCUCGGCAUGACCACCUACACCGCCUGGUACCUCACCAUAGCCGCCGCCGUCCACGGCCAGGUGGAAGGCGUGGUGCACUCCGGUCCAACAAAGCUCGUGCUUUACUUCACCGGCGCCACCAACAUACUCUAUACCUUCGGCGGGCAUGCCGUCACCGUGGAGAUCAUGCAUGCCAUGUGGAAACCACAAAAGUUCAAGUACAUCUAUCUGCUGGCCACGCUGUACGUCUUCACGCUGACGUUGCCGUCGGCGGCCGCCAUGUACUGGGCCUUCGGCGACCAGCUUCUGACUCACUCCAACGCCUUCUCGUUGCUGCCCAAGUCGCGGUGGAGGGACGCCGCCGUCAUCCUCAUGCUGAUCCACCAGUUCAUCACCUUCGGCUUCGCCAGCACCCCGCUCUACUUCGUGUGGGAGAAGGUGAUCGGAAUGCACGACACCAGGAGCAUUUGCCUGCGCGCCCUCGCCCGUCUCCCGGUGGUCAUCCCCAUCUGGUUCCUGGCCAUCAUCUUCCCUUUCUUCGGGCCCAUCAACUCCGCGGUGGGGGCUCUCCUCGUCAGCUUCACCGUCUACAUUAUUCCGGCCCUGGCUCAUAUGCUCACCUACCGAACACCAUCCGCACGACAGAAUGCCGCAGAGAAGCCGCCCCUCAUCCUACCAAGCUGGACGGCGAUGUACGUGGUGAACGCCUUCGUGGUGGGGUGGGUGCUCGUGGUGGGCUUCGGCCUCGGCGGCUGGGCCAGCAUCACCAACUUCGUCAGGCAGAUCGACACUUUCGGUCUCUUCGCCAAGUGCUACCAGUGCCCCAAGCCCCAGCCGGCCCCUGCCCUCGCACCACAGCAGCAGCGCCAUUAGAUGUAGUGUGAUGCCUGCGACUUCCUCCACAAUGCUUCUUAAUACGAAAGAAAGGGAAUGGUCGGGUGGUGGGCUCUAAUGCCAUGCCCCAUUCGUGUUUGAUGCCUUUUGUGUACGUGAUUCAUCUCCCCUCCCUCGUCUCAUCGUUUUCCUUGUCGCGUUGGAACUUUGUCUAGUGUUACAAUAACGAUUGCUAGAAUAACUGGGUUGCAGCUUUUCUUGACCACAGCAA
Messenger RNA from Musa acuminata subsp. malaccensis (wild Malaysian banana), 2102 nucleotides. RefSeq names its product auxin transporter-like protein 4. Gene Ontology annotation, biological process: amino acid transmembrane transport. The record is from RefSeq and is a predicted model, not a curated record. Gene Ontology annotation, molecular function: amino acid transmembrane transporter activity. Gene Ontology annotation, cellular component: membrane. Lineage: Eukaryota; Viridiplantae; Streptophyta; Magnoliopsida; Zingiberales; Musaceae.